This is a messenger RNA of Phycomyces blakesleeanus NRRL 1555(-), 1098 nucleotides long. RefSeq lists its product as hypothetical. Gene Ontology annotation, biological process: protein dephosphorylation. Gene Ontology annotation, molecular function: protein tyrosine/serine/threonine phosphatase activity. NCBI's taxonomy places the organism in Eukaryota, Fungi, Mucoromycota, Mucoromycetes, Mucorales, Phycomycetaceae. Bases 14 to 1039 code for a protein of 341 amino acids. Gene Ontology annotation, cellular component: nucleus. The record is from RefSeq and is a predicted model, not a curated record. The transcript has 4 exons.
AAACAUUAACAGAAUGUCAAACAGUAAUUGCAUCCAAGAGAUCGUACCCCGAAUCUUCCUUGGUACCUUUUCAGCAGGUCAAUCCCGCGCGGUUCUCAAUCAGCACAAGAUCACACACAUUGUGGCCUUGGGCGAUUUUACCCCACUUUACGAUGACAAGAUCUACUUGAAUGUGGAUAUUAUGGAUCUCCCUGGAGCAAAUAUAAUCCAGCACUUUGAUGAAACCUCUAACUUUAUUGAAGACGCUUACAAUAAAAAUGGCGUAAUAUUGGUUCAUUGCGAGGCAGGCGUAUCUCGCAGUCCUACUGUAUUAGCCGCCUAUUUUAUGCGAUCCAAAGGCAUCAAGCCAACUGAAGCACUCGAGAUGAUAAAAGCCAAGCGGCCUAUCAUCUCUCCUAAUAACGGCUUCCUGGCUCAGCUGGUGCUUUAUGAUCGCCUAAAAUAUGAUGUCGACACACGCCACACUGAUUACAGACGCUUCUUGGUAGCAGCUAUGGCAGAAGAACAAAAAGAGAAUGGAUAUAUCCAGCACUUUGCUCUUGCGCCUGAUCCAGAGUAUGUGUCCGGUUACGAUUCUUCUAGUACAAAUACUAAGCCUUACACAGCAUUGAGAUGCAGAAAGUGCAGACGUGUUCUUGCAGAGGCAGACAAUGUGAUUGAUCAUGAACGUGGACAAGGCCAGGGUGCGUUUGCUUAUUUGAAGCGGGAUUCGAGCAUCAAUGCAACCGAGAGUGCAAUUGUCGGUCUGAGCGAGGCUGGUCCUACACACGAUACUGUAAACAAGGCUAUCAACCCUCUACUUGCUUCUUUAGCAUCUUCAAAUUCUAGUUGUUCGUCUUACUUUGUUGAGCCAAUGGAAUGGAUUCACGGCCUUCAGAAUGGCGAAUUUAAUGGCCGUAUUGAGUGCCCUAAAUGCUGCUCCAAGUUAGGCUCCUACAACUGGUCUGGCGAACAAUGUUCGUGCGGUCAGUGGGUAACACCUGCGUUUAUGCUUCAUCGCAAACAGGUUGAUGAAAUCAAAAAUGUCAAGAGAAAAUAAAUUCUUGUGAAAGCUACACUCCUUUUCUCUGCGAGUGUUGUUCACUGUAUUCACUGUUC